GGGGCCGGCAGCACGCGCGCGAGGCAGUGAGAGUGUGCGCCGCGCCGGUCGGCUGCAGCGGACGGCGAGCGAUGGCGCAGACCAGUGGCGUGCUGGCUGGCAGGACGUUCCCUCGGCCGGAGGUGCCGCCGCUGCCACGGCACGUGCUGCGGCCGUUGCGCAGGGCGAGAGACCCGCCCAACCAGGUGCCUCCGCUGACCCCCGGCACAAACAAGAAGAUCGCAGAGGCCCUGAUGGCGUCCUUCGAGAAUUGGAACAAGGAGCAGGAGAAGCGGAACAUCCCCAAAGACCCGCGCCAGUGGACGGAGAUGGACGUGGUGCACUGGCUGUGCUGGGCCACCAACGAGUUCUGCAUGGAGGGCGUCGAGAUCGACAAGUUCAACAUGAACGGUCGGGAGAUGUGCGCCCUCGGCAAGGAGAGCUUCCUGUCGCGCACGCCGCAGUGGAUGGGCGACAUCCUGUGGGAGCACCUGGAAAACCUCCAGCGAGAGUGGGAGAAGGCGCGGGCAACGUUGGAGAACAUCCCGGCUGGCGCCUACGAGAACGUCUGCGUGCCCGACUUCAACCAGUUCUUGGACCAGUACCCGGCGGGCAGGGGUCUGCACCAGUCGGGCUCGGGUACCGGCGGUCUGGCGGCCGGCAGUCCGGGCCCGCCGUCGGCGCCGGUGCCCGUCCAUGCGCACCACGCCACGCACCCUCAGCCGCUCUCGGAAGGUGCGUACGGUGCGCCGAUGGGUGAGCCGAUGCCGGGGCUGGCCGACGACUCGGCCGCGUACGUGCCGCAGCAUUACGAGCCCGACUACACGCACGUGGCCGAGCCGCACCACCCGCCCUACGACCAGUCCGGCUCGCCCGAGUUCUACCCCAACGAGCUCAAGUAUCGGCCGCCACACAAACUCUACCCGCCCGCGUCGCGCUACGACGGCUACGAGCACUACGCCGGCGGCUACGACCCGCACUACCAGACGGUGCCGCAGGCGCCGCCGGAGGCGUGGCACCCGGAGCUGAUGCAUGGCGCGCCGCACCCGGCCUACCUUCCACCGCGGCACCCGCGCGACUCGCCGCUGCAGGCCGACGCCAGGGGGUCGUACCCGGCCGCCGGCGGACCCUGCUUCACCGGCUCCGGGCCCAUCCAGCUGUGGCAGUUCCUGCUGGAGCAGCUGACGGACAAGACGUGCCAGACGUUCAUCGUGUGGACCGGCGACGGCUGGGAGUUCAAGCUCACAGACCCGGACGAGGUUGCACGACGGUGGGGAACCAGGAAAAACAAGCCAAAAAUGAACUACGAAAAGCUCAGUCGUGGUCUACGAUACUACUACGACAAAAACAUAAUUCACAAAACCGCCGGCAAGCGCUAUGUCUACCGGUUCGUCUGCGACCUGCAGAGCUUACUGGGGCGUACGCCGGAAGAGAUGCACGCCAUGGUGGACUUCAAGCCGGAUAAGUCGGACGACGAGUGAAGCCCCAACCGGCAUUCGUGUGUCAAUCCAAAGAUGCGUCGCGCGAAUGGGAAUCGCUCUCAGGCGGCGCCACCUGCGAUGAGUACCUGAACCAUUAGUUCGCGCUUUCGCCGCAGCACGCCGCUGGCGUCGCCUGAGAAGGGUUUGGUCAGGGGACGGAAGCGAGACUCAAGCCGUCGGCUGAAGGUAUCGAGAGGAGAUGGCGGAGCAAACCCUUGAAAAGUGAUCUUAAAAGGCUUAUCAUUUGUGACUAGUCGGUUCGUGUGUAGUCAAGACCAUGCAUACUGAUCAGAUUGCGACAUAUUUUUAUCAUCGUCCUUUUCCAUUUUUGUAAUUAUUUGUGCAUCGCGACUUUUGAGCACUCGCCCGAACGAGCCCGGACUCAGUGCGCGCGUUUCAUGUGCGAAACGGUCGCUUUUUACGAGCUCAUCUAGUGGAGCGACGCGGUCGCCGCGGGACACUGCAGAAGCUCAACCCCUCACGACGGCGCGCGUGCGGGAGCUCCGAGAACGGCGCAGGUCGGCUGGCCGCCGACGAAACUCGUUUCGGAGCCGCGGCGCGAACCUCCGCCUUGGCUGUUACCGCAGCGGUGCCAGUGUCAUGUGCUGCCUCUCGCUCGGUGUCGGGUGCGGUGAUUGCAUUGACUGCAUCCCGCCGCGCACUCUGCCAUGUUGGACAUGUGUUUACCAUGUUCGCACCCCGAGCUGUGCGAAGCUGCGUGUUCAUCGUUGUUCGAGCUGAGUGGGUCAGCUCAGUGUUGUUGUUUUCCGGCUCACAAGUUUGUCCGUAGCGGGCGUCAUUGUUGCACUGUGUGCACGUCUCUUCUUUGGGAUCGGCGUGAACGACCGCAGUGUCCCUCAGUCUGCGAGAUUGUUGGAGCAGCGCCUCUGCUUGUCAAUCCCACCGAAGCAAGCUGAAGCGAUGCCGCUUGAAUCGGACACUCGUGGAGUGCAGCAUCGGCUGGGGCAUCGGGGCCCGCUGCGCCCGGGAUCUCUUCAGCCGUGCUGUCUCUGCUCCGUUAAUCUCUCGCUGCACCCUUCCCCGGGACCCUGUCGCGUUCGCACCGUGUGACAUGUGACGUGUGACGGUGUGACCGCGUGACAGCCCGGGCCCACGCCGCACCUCGUGCCUUCCCACGCAUGUAUCACUGUCUGCUGAACUCGUACAGACGAAGUGCCUUGUCCACGCACGAGGCUGCCCUGUAAUCACUUUUGCGUCGACGGUUAGCGGUGGUCCAUUGAAUGAGCUGUUUGAAUGUGAGCAAAUGAAACAAAUACAUAUUAUCGCCUCGUG
This is a messenger RNA of Pollicipes pollicipes, 2753 nucleotides long. Its product is annotated as ETS-like protein pointed. Gene Ontology annotation, biological process: regulation of transcription by RNA polymerase II; cell differentiation. Lineage: Eukaryota; Metazoa; Arthropoda; Thecostraca; Pollicipedomorpha; Pollicipedidae. Gene Ontology annotation, molecular function: sequence-specific DNA binding; DNA-binding transcription factor activity, RNA polymerase II-specific. Gene Ontology annotation, cellular component: nucleus. The coding region runs from base 72 to 1460 and encodes 462 amino acids. The transcript has 7 exons. The record is from RefSeq and is a predicted model, not a curated record.